AAGAGCCUCUUCUCCUCUUUGGACCUCUGCCCUCAUCUCUGCUGGAAAUGGACCCCAACUGCUCCUGCCCAACAGGUGGCUCCUGCACCUGUGCUGGCUCCUGCAAAUGCAAAGACUGCAAAUGCACCUCCUGCAAGAAGAGCUGCUGCUCAUGCUGCCCCGUGGGCUGUGCCCACUGCGCCCAGGGCUGCAUCUGCAAGGGAGCAUCGGACAAGUGCAGCUGCUGUGCGUGAUGUCGGGGGAGAGCCUACUCCCAGAAGUAAACAGAGCAACACAUUCAAACCUGCAUUUUUUUUUCAUUCCACACUGACCUGUGUGUCCCAUUCGCUUGUCUAUGAAAUAUGUGAAGGAUAAUAAAAGUUGUUGCCUUUACUCU
Messenger RNA from Miniopterus natalensis, 376 nucleotides. Its product is annotated as metallothionein-1-like. Gene Ontology annotation, molecular function: metal ion binding. Gene Ontology annotation, cellular component: nucleus; cytoplasm. Gene Ontology annotation, biological process: cellular response to copper ion; cellular response to zinc ion; intracellular zinc ion homeostasis. Lineage: Eukaryota; Metazoa; Chordata; Mammalia; Chiroptera; Miniopteridae. The record is from RefSeq and is a predicted model, not a curated record.